UCAAUUCAGCAAAAUUAUAAUGAUGCUUCCAUGGAGCUUGCAUCUAAUAGUCCUCCAGGUUCGCCUGAUAUAAGUGACGUAGUUGGAGCGCCGCAGUUGGAUCCUCGAGUUGGUGAAGAAUACCAGGUGGAGGUCCUUGACAUCAUAAAAGAAUCAGAACGGCUUCGACUUCUUAUGAAUACUGCUGAUUCAGAAGUUAUGUGUGAUAACUCGCUUUCCUUUGUAAUUGGUUUGCCUAUCUCAGUCACAUGGAUGCAUAAUGCAGUGGAGGAUAGUAGAUGUGGAGGAAAUCUUGCAGACGUUGAUGGAAAUGAAUCUUCAGGUCAACCGGGUAAAAGCAAAAAUUAUGUAUUGUUUCCUGGCAUAUUGAGUAACUCCUGGAGUGAAGCUGAUGCAAAAAGUUUUCUCCUUGGUUUGUUUAUUUUUGGGAAGAGUUUUAUUAAGAUAAAAAAAUUCUUAGAGAACAAAGGGAUGGGGGAAAUACUGUCAUUUUACUAUGGAAAGUUUUACAAAUCUGAAGAAUAUCAUAGAUGGUCAGACUGCAGAAAGAUAAAAGGGAGAAAAUGUAUUGUAGGACAGAAACUUCUUACUGGACAGAGGCAGCAUGAACUAUUGUCUCGCUUGAUUCCCCAUGUCUCAGAAGAAUCUAAAGAUACUUUGUUGCAGGUUUGUCAGUCAUAUGUGGAGGGCAGAACUUCUCUAGAAGAAUACAUUUUAUCUAUGAAGUCUACUAUUGGACUUGGCGUUCUUGUAGAAGCAGUAGGUAUUGGAAAGGAAAAGGAAAACCUUACAAGCCUUGCCGUGGAACUUGGGAAGAACAAUCGGGUGUUUCCAGUACCAACUUGUAAAGCUUGGUCUUCUCUUGGACCAAAUGAUAUAAUCAAAUAUUUGACAGGAGGAUUGCGACUUAGCAAAGCCAAAAGUAAUGAUCUCUUCUGGGAAGCUGUUUGGCCCCGCUUACUGGCAAGAGGUUGGCACUCUGAACAACCAAAGAAUCAAUGCUAUGUCCACUCCAAAGAAUAUCUGGUUUUUCUUAUCCCUGGUGUUAAGAAGUUUUUGAAGAGAAAACUUGUGAAGGGUGAUCAUUACUUUGAUUCUGUUAGUGAUGUCUUGAGCAAAGUAGUAGCUGAACCUAAUCUUCUUGAGCUUGAAGAAGAGACUAAAGUUGGUAGCUGCAAUGAUGAAGAGCCAGAAAAGGGAUUGAGUAAGGAUGACCAAUCUGAUUAUCGUCAUCAAUGUUACCUCAAGCCCCGAGCUUCUACUACAGAUCAUAUAAAAUUCAUGGUUAUUGAUACCAGUUUGGUGCACAGAGGGAAGUCAUCUGAUUUAAUGGAAAUUAAAUCUGCACCUGUUAAGUCAGUGGGUAGAGUUGAGGGAAAUGCUGCUGGUAUAACAAAUAAAGGGGCCAAACUUACAAGGAAAGUAAACCAUGGCAAGGAUAUGGCUGAAAACGUCGAUAAAAAGAUGACAGUUAUUGAUACCAGUAUGCUUUAUGAAGGAAAAUUAUCGAAGGUGAGAGAAGUGAGAUGUCUUCCGGUUGAAUUAGGACAUGCUUAUAAGAUGACUGUUCUCCCAAGAGAAAGUAAGGAUAGCUCCUUUGAUGAAGAUUCACCAAGCAUGAUGACACGUGAGAAAAGGAAUAUUAGUAAGCCAGAUAAUAAUGCAAACAAAAUGGUAGAAAGCCAGAAAAAUCAGAAGACCUGUGUGACUGAUGAUAAUCAGAUAAAGAGGACUAUAAAGCAUCAAUUCUGUCGGAGGGCAAGAUCAGAUCAUGGUAAUCCUAUGGUUCUUCCCAUUAAAAGGAGAAGAUUGACUGCUUGUGCCAAGGCAGAGACAAGCCGCGCCAUUGAGAAUUCAUCAGGAGGCUUGGAAUCUAAAAAAGUGGCAUUCUCUCAGUCAUCGAGAUUUCCAGAUUCCCACCAAAUUGUUUGUGAUUCAGUUAGUUCUCAGCCGAAUGGAAGUUCGAUUGCCUAUCUAGCUGAUAGAAGUGUGGAAGUGAAUAACGAGGAAAUCAUUCUCAAUGAAAUUUGUCAAUCCAGGAGCAAUUCUUGUUUUAAAGUCGAGAAAUGUGAAUCACAGUCAGCGGUCACCUUCAGCACACCCCAGGUUCCAUUGAAGUCCGAAGAUGGUGAAAUGGUGGCGACAGUGGAGGAAGAUGGGCUGUGCGAAAAAGCAAAUGAUCCAUGUUUGUCAACUGAUACUCAGGGGGUAGUUGAGAAGCCACAAAAAGCCUCUUGUGAUGUUGGUUCUAUGGAAGAGCAGCCUAAUACAAAUCCUAGGAGACAGAGCACAAGAAAUAGACCAUUGACGGUUAAAGCAUUGGAGUCUCUGGGAAAUGAAUUCUUGCACGUACAGAGGAGACAGAAAAAGAAAGAUAUCCUGCCACACAUAGAUGCUUUCAGCCCUUGCCGCAAGGCUCGUACAAGCAAAACAAACCUGCAUAGUCAUAGUUCAGAUCAUGGGACUGCAGUUUUAGCAAAAGAAAAGCAUUUCAAUGGAGAUCAUAAAGUGGAAAUUGUAGAGUUAGUGGAAUAUUUCCAAGCCACUUCGCUAUAAAUUAAAGAGCAGAGUUUAUUAUACAGGUAUCUUUGAAGCUACCAGCUAUCAUAGAUGUUUUGAGUUUUAGAAAGAAAUGGAUUUUGGAUUUUGAAUGUGCUAUUGGGAAUAAAUAUGUAUAUCCACGA
This is a messenger RNA of Glycine soja, 2684 nucleotides long. RefSeq lists its product as uncharacterized. The record is from RefSeq and is a predicted model, not a curated record. The transcript has 4 exons. Gene Ontology annotation, cellular component: nucleus. Lineage: Eukaryota; Viridiplantae; Streptophyta; Magnoliopsida; Fabales; Fabaceae. The coding region runs from base 31 to 2556 and encodes 841 amino acids. Gene Ontology annotation, molecular function: transcription corepressor activity.